GAAGUCGUAGAAACAAGACAGUGAAGGUGCGACCUGCGUCCACAGCGAAUGUCGAUCGCGAAAAGAACGCACCGUCCCAUCCCAUUCUCUCAAGCCGUGUUCUACCAGUGUUUUCCUUGCAUUGGCCCGAACUCUUGCGUCAAUAGGGGGAAAUCGUGUGGCUUAAAUUGUUAUAAACUUGAAGAAAUCCCUGUCGAAGCAUCCGCUGUCAUGGGUCGUAAAGAAGCCGACUGUGAGUGGAAGAAGAACACAGACAACAUCCAGGAGGUGUUUGAAUUCAUGGAGGAGUUGGGAUCGGGGGCCUUCUCAGAGGUCUUCAUGGUGAAAGAGAAGAAGACGGGCAAAAUGUUUGCCAUGAAGUGUGUGAAGAAGAAGACGAAGAGGGACCUCAACCUGGAGAAUGAGAUAGCCGUGUUGAGAAAGAUUAAACAUGAGAAUGUUAUUGGACUGGAGGAUUUCUAUGAAAGUCGGUCUCAUUACUACCUCCUCAUGCAGCUUGUUUCGGGGGGCGAGCUGUUCGAUCGCAUCCUGGACCGGGGCAUGUACUCAGAGCAGGAUGCUAGCAGGGUGAUCAAGCAGGUGCUGGAAGCUGUGAGCUUCCUGCACCAGAACGGGGUGGUGCACAGAGACCUCAAGCCUGAGAACCUCUUGUACUACAGCCAAGAUGAGGACUCCAAGAUCAUGAUCAGCGACUUCGGCCUCUCCAAGAUGGUGGACAACGAUAUCAUGUCCACUGCCUGUGGGACCCCAGGAUAUGUGGCCCCUGAGGUUUUGGCCCAGAAACCCUAUAGCAAGGCCGUUGACUGCUGGUCUAUUGGGGUCAUUACUUACAUCCUGCUCUGUGGAUAUCCUCCAUUUUAUGAAGAAACAGAGACACGGCUCUUCUCUAAGAUCAUGAAGGCCCAGUAUGAGUUUGACGCGCCUUUUUGGGAUGAAAUAUCUGAAUCUGCUAAAGAUUUCAUUCGCAACAUGAUGCAGAAGAAUUCCAGCAUGCGCUACACUGCAGAGCAAGCUCUUAGGCAUCCCUGGAUCAUUGGGAAAACGGCACGGAGUCAGGAUAUCUACUACUCUGUCAGUGUUCAGAUCCAGAAGAACUUUGCCAAAAGCAAGUGGAAGCAAGCCUUCAAUGCCACAGUGGCCAUCAACCACAUGCGGAAGCUGCAGCUGGCUCACUCCGAGCAACAGGUCAGGAUACCAGUGAUCGUUCCAGACAUCAAGGUCGUUGACGUCUCAUCCCCUCCCAAGACCCGCAAGAACUUGAACCCCAACCUCCUAGAGCCCAAGGAGAACACCAUAGGGGACCACAUGGCCCUGCCGCCCAGCUCCAAUGAGCUGAAGAGCCACCACCCCUUGAGGACCAGUCAAAGCGAGCCCCACCACGCCCCAUGUAUCUCUGAGCAGGGCAAGCAUGUCUACCACUCAGAACCUGCCAAUCUUAACGGGUGUGGGAACAGGGGCGUCAACCGCACUGGCAAGACCCUGCAGACUGGUGUGUGCUCUGUCAUGUGAAGGAACUUGGAACUUGGAGCAGUUUGAUUUUACUAGAUCAGUUUCAGUCCACUGACUGAGCUGCUGUGGUUGCUUGGUGUGGGCCUGCCCACAACCUGAGAUUGGCCCGGGUUUCUCAUGAUGGCCCGCCCGGCCAGAGAGUUUCAGAACCAGCAGGAAUUCUGAAGUGUGCCUGCAGAAACCUCAGAGCAACUCAACAAAGCUUGCAUAAACGUACCAACUACAGACAAACACACAAGACCUCUUUCACCAAAAGGUAUUCCACCAUCCAGUUCAUCAACAGAGAGGGAUGAGUGAGCUCACUGCGUACUGAGCCAUGUGUAUAUUUCUUCUAUUCAACGUAAUCUCUGCUGUAACCAAUGGUGUAAGGGACAGCUUGUUUGUAUCGGUAACACAUCAAACAUUAUUGUCUUUGUGUUCAUAUGCUUGUGAAAAGGCACUCACCAAUUGAUUACUGGCAGACCUUGAGUGGGUACAGUGCAGUACAGUAUGCUUUCCAGAGUUUCAUGUGAUAUGAGUCAAAACAAGGAAGAGAAUGUGAUUAGAGAUGUCACAUCCUUGGAAAGUUAUUGAAACAUGCUGGAAAAUAUGGAAAAAUUGUAUGGCCACUGCUGAAAUGCAAUCUAAUUUUGCUCGAAUGGAAUAUUGUAAAACUUUACCCUGUUCAAUGUGCAAUUUAGUCUUUAUGACUAUAUCAUGUCAACUUUUUUUUGUCAAGUUUUGUUUUUAUAAUAUACAUUACAUUUUUGUACUGAAAAUACCGAGCUUUUGACGUGUUCUGAAGAGUAUAUUGCAAUUUCAGCUAAAUAGAAACACCCAUAGUGUUAUUUUCACACUGUUUAAUUAUCCAGCACUGUAAAUAUGAUUUACUAUGUACCAUUAUUGACCUGCCAACUAACCAGGCCUCUCUAUACAAGUGUAAAUAUAAUGAAUCUUAAUGCUAAAAGAGAUUAUGAAGAGAUAUUAGUGAUAUUUCUCAAGUGAUUAGUGGUAUUACUCAAUUAAAUUGAUCAUGUUUCAAUACUUCAAUGCUUCAAUAAAACACAGGAUGAGUUGCUCUGUGUGUCAUGCUCAUUCGUGAUUUGUAUUGAUAAAUUGUUGAACACAUUCAGUCUAAUUUGUGUGUUUGUUAUGGGGUUCCCUUGUAUGUCUUCAUCAAUAAAGCC
This is a messenger RNA of Hypomesus transpacificus, 2675 nucleotides long. RefSeq names its product calcium/calmodulin-dependent protein kinase IGb (gene camk1gb). Gene Ontology annotation, biological process: peptidyl-serine phosphorylation. The transcript has 13 exons. Gene Ontology annotation, cellular component: intracellular anatomical structure. The coding region runs from base 49 to 1509 and encodes 486 amino acids. Lineage: Eukaryota; Metazoa; Chordata; Actinopteri; Osmeriformes; Osmeridae. The record is from RefSeq and is a predicted model, not a curated record. Gene Ontology annotation, molecular function: ATP binding; calmodulin binding; calcium/calmodulin-dependent protein kinase activity.